Messenger RNA from Anastrepha ludens (Mexican fruit fly), 2002 nucleotides. RefSeq lists its product as uncharacterized. NCBI's taxonomy places the organism in Eukaryota, Metazoa, Arthropoda, Insecta, Diptera, Tephritidae. Bases 394 to 1563 code for a protein of 389 amino acids. The record is from RefSeq and is a predicted model, not a curated record. The transcript is spliced from 2 exons.
UAAUAAAUGUAAUUUGAAAAGAAAAUUACGGGAUUAAAUACUUUGGCAGCUACUUAGACGAAAGUCACAAAAUGUUCGAAAAAUUAACGUUUUCCUUAUUAUUUCUUAAUAUCUGGCAAGCAACUCAUUGUUUUUCGCUUUUUUCUUAUCUAAAAUAUAGUUUUCAAUCCAUCACAUAAAUAUCAUGGAAAAAAAUAUAGUAUCAGUCGAAAAUUUGUGCGAUAUACACACAUUCAUUACAUAAAACUAAUGUAAAAAACCCAAAAUAAAACUUAUCUAGCAGUGUCAAGUGUCCAAUUACCAUUACCGCACUCAGAAUUCGUUCCAGUACCAACAUCCCGAAGUACUGAUCUUCAAACAGGUAUCAGUACAACAACCACCGCUGCUACACCCAUGGAUUUCUCCUCAGAAUUCAACCCUGGUGAAGGUACAUCCUAUAAAACAUCAAAGGACCCAAUCCUAAUAACACAAAACCAAUUGGAUGGAAUUGUUGCAAAUUUGUGUUUGACUCAGAAAAAAUCAGAACGACUGGCUUCAUUUUUGAAAGGAAAUAAUUUGCUGACGAAAGGUACAAAAGUAACAGCAUAUCGAAAACGCCAAAAAGAGUUACAAAAUGUCAAUGAUGCAAAAAAUUUCGCUUAUUGCAACGAUAUUGAAAAGUUAAUGGAGGCGAUAGGGUUAACCUAUAAAAAAGAUGAUUGGCGUCUCUUUAUCGAUAGUUCACUAAUCAGCUUAAAAGUUGUGCUUUUGCACAAGACAAAUAGAAUGCCUUCUGUUCCGAUUGCGUAUAGCACUGACACUAGUGAAACUUUCGAUAAAUUGAAAGAUAUUCUGGAAGUAGUCAAAUAUAACGAACACCAAUGGCGCAUUUGCUGCGACCUCAAAGUAGUUUCCUUGAUUUCAGUCUUAACAGCAUCUGGCCGUCCAAAAUAUUCGUGUUUUUUGUGCGAUUGGGAUUCACGAUACGGAGAAGGUAUUAAAGGAAGAAACCAGUACAAACAACAUAACUGGAGUAGUCGAAUUGGGCGAAAAUGGCCUAAUGACAAUAGGCUACACGAAAGUCUUGUUCCUGAAAUGAAAAUUUUGUUGCCGUUGCUCCACAUUAAACUUGGCAUUGCUAAAAAUUUUUUGAAAUGUAUCGCAAACAGACCAGCAGUAUUCAACCGCUUGAAAGACAUUUUCCCAAGACUAAGUAAGGCCAAAAUUCAGGAAGGGGUUGUUAAUGGUCCCGACAUACGGAAACUAAUGAGUCGUCAAGAUUUUGAGCAAGUUCUGACAGACCGAGAAUUAAAUGCAUGGCUCGCAUUGAAAAUAGUCAUCAAAGGACUUUUGGGUAAAGAACGCGAAGAAAACUACAGGCAAUCUGUUGCAAACAUGUUGGCAGCUUUCGCUGAAAUUGGCGUUAAUAUGUCAUACAAAAUUCAUCUCUUGCAUCAGCAUCUUGAAAAACUCGCUCAACAGUUGCCAACUGAAUCUGAUGAGCAAGGCGAACGUCAUCACCAAACUGCGCUUCCAUUUGAAAUAAGGUACAGAGGAAAGAAAUCUCGAUGCGAUACUCGCUGAAAUUUGUUGGUGGUAUUAAAACACCUUUGAAGAAGAGGAAGACGAGGAAACAGAGGAAGAAGGGGAAGACACAGAUGAAAAUCCAAUAUAUCUGUUGGUCGAAAUAAUCGAUCUCUCUGAUGAUGAUGACGAUGACCAAGACAUUAGAGAGAGCAGUGAUGUUGAUCCACAGUCGCCUGCUAAACGGCAGCUGGCCAAAUUAUUAAUUUAAUUUAUUUUAUUUUUCUACUUAAAACUUUUCAUUAUUAACAUUUCAAAAUUAUAUUGUUUUCCAUAUUUUUAUAUUUUCUUUUUCUAUGUUUCUUCAAAACCAACACUGAACAAAAUUGGUAAAUAAAAAAUGAGAAAAAAAUUAAUAUUAAGCUCAAAAAACGCAAGUUUUGUAUUAUGACUGUAUGCCUAAAGCGCAAAUUAUUGACUAAGACAAUUUUUUUUUCAA